Molecule: messenger RNA, 618 nt
Organism: Knipowitschia caucasica
Lineage: Eukaryota; Metazoa; Chordata; Actinopteri; Gobiiformes; Gobiidae
Source: the annotation of a GenBank genome assembly
AUGGCCGGGGCCGCGUGUGAGGGCAAUGGCAUGUCAGAUGAGCGGAUCGGCGAGGCUGUGAUCAAAGAAGUGUUCGAGGAGGAGCUGAAGGACGUGCCCUCGGAGGAUUUCCCGCCCCUCACCCCUCUGACCUCAGAGCUCCAUUCGGCUCAGGAGCAGAAGAUUGUGACGGAACUGGCCAAGAUGAUCCGCAUCGUCGGGGACAGCGUCAGGGACAACCGGCAGCUGGAUGAUGCUAUUGAUGGGAUGAGGCGCACUCCUGGUUCCAAGUGGGACAUGUUCCAGAAGGUGGCAGACAAUGUUUUUCAGGAUGGCAUCACCUGGGAGCGCAUUGCCGUGCUCUUCUACGUGGCGGGACGGCUGGCUGUCAAGCUUGUGGAGGCCCAUCUUCCUCAGAGUGUGCGGGAGAUCCUGCAGUGGACCGUGGACUUCUUCAGGACCAACUUGCUGGGCUGGAUCCGGGAGCACGGAGGAUGGAUCAGCAGCUUCCCGGCGCUGGCGUCCGCCUCCAUGCGCUCCGUGGGCUCCGUGGGCUGGGGUGUCUACGGUGUCCUGAUCUUCAUUGCCGGUCUGGCUCUGGGCAGUCUGUUCACUGCCAGACUGCUGUCCCGGACUUGA